GCCCGUCGUCUAAAGUAGAGAAGGCAUCAUAUUGGUUCGUAAGUGAUUACUCUCAUCCUAAACCUCGGAAUAGAUACAACCAUGUCGUUGAAGAUACCCCAGUCAACCAAAACUAUAGUCUUGAAGAAAUCCCCAGAGGGAAGGUCGCCUGUAUAUCACGACGCUGUUCUCGAAGAACGUCCAAUCCCUGCUUUGAAGCCUGAAGAAGUACUCGUGAAGAUAGGGGCAGUGUCGUUUAAUCGCCGAGAACUUUGGAUAAGAUUAGGCCAGUAUCCGGGUAUCACAUUUGGGAGCGUACUAGGCGCUGAUGGAGCUGGGACUGUCAUCGCAUCUGGAAGGCCGGAUGAUCACCUAAUCCUGAAACGUGUCUUCCUUGUUCCCAUGCGCGGAUGGGAUACUGAUCCAGAAGCACCAGAAUCAGAUUUCGGAAUUAUUGGAGGUGGCAGCAACCCUCCCAUUGGCACAUUUUCCGACUAUGUCGUAGUUGAGCGAAAUCAGGUAGUUCAAUCCCCUGACCACCUGGAUGACGUGACGCUUUCAGCUUGGCCAUUAGGCGGUCUCACUGCUUGGCGAGCGGCAAUCGUCAACGCGGAGGCUUCUAGAGGACAGAAUAUUCUGAUCACAGGCAUAGGAGGAGGCGUAGCCCUUCUCGCCAUGCAAUUGUCUCUCGCAAAAGGUGCCAACGUAUAUGUGACGAGUGGCAGCGAGGAUAAGAUCCGAAAAGCCGUAUCUUUAGGAGCUAAAGCUGGAGUCAACUAUAAGUCGAAAGAUUGGGCAAUUCAACUGUCGAACAUUAUCAAGGAGGGUAAUGGCACAGGAAAGAUUGAUGCCAUCGUUGAUUCCGGGGGAGGCGAUAUCAUGGGGCAGGCAAGCAAAGUGCUCAAAGCAGGAGGGAAAGUAGUCUGCUACGGAAUGACCGCAAAUCCAAAGAUCACGUUUACGAUGCGUGAAGUCUUAAAAAACCAGCGGCUAAUUGGAUCGACUAUGGGGUCUCACAAAGACCUUCUUGACGCGACCAAGUUUAUGGCGGAGCAUCGUAUCACUCCCAUAGUUUCACAGGUUGUGAACGGCUUAGCAGCUACAGAAGAAGGCUUUGAUAUCAUGAAACGCGGCGAUCAAUUUGGCAAGAUCGUUAUCAAACUGGAGAACACAGAAAGGGCAUAUUUGUAACAAAAAUAUGCCUCGCACUUCCGAUGAGUUAGGUCGAGCUGAGUCAGUAUCAGGUCUGUAGUCAUUGGGUGCAGUCAUCCGUUUUCAUUGAAUUUUCUCGUCAUGUUUCAAAGUCUACACUCGCCUGCUCUUUAAACCUGUGUACCGGAUAAAUGUAGUCUUUAGAUGUCGAAUCCAAUAUCCCAUAUUGCUACAAGCUGAAAGCCUAGCUUGCCACAUUAUGUAGGAAAGGUUCCAAGGGUAAAAAGCGUUUGCUUUUGUUUCCCCUUUCCUUUCCUUCCCUUUCCAGACGAAAUGUCCCCUACAGCCCCAUCACCAGUUGCGAUAGACUCUUCCUGUACAGCAGAUACACCAUUAUUCCCUGGUUUCCAAGCGGAGGUGAUAGUAGUCGUGUCACCAAGGAUAUUCCUCAGAGAUUGAUUCCCACUGACAGACGGCUUAACACGCGUCGAAGUCGAGGUAGGCAGUUCGGGGAAAGCGUUUUUUGACAACGACGGAGGUGCACGCGCAGCGGCAGCCUUAUGAACAGUGACCGCAGGAGCUGGUACAGACGAAGGUGCGCGCACUCCCGAGGAGUUACUCGCGGACCAUGGCGUGUUGCGCUGCCCUUGACGGAAUCCAACCCCAACAGAGGGGUUCAUUUGUAGCGCUGGGAAUCGGUCUGGUGGGCGUGGGGCUGGAGCAGGAGAUGGUGCCAAGCCGUGAGAGGAGGUUGAGGAUCCGGCUGCUUGAGCUACGCGGUCCCAGACUUGUCUAGAUGAUUGGUUAGAUGACCGGGAUGUUGUGGCAUGUUUUGCAUUCAGAACACGACCACCUGUGAUUCCUGCAUACUGGGAACCCACAGCAGUUGGAACCAAGUCGGGGAACUGCCUACG
Messenger RNA from Serpula lacrymans var. lacrymans S7.9, 2045 nucleotides. RefSeq lists its product as uncharacterized. Gene Ontology annotation, molecular function: oxidoreductase activity. The transcript is spliced from 9 exons. The record is from RefSeq and is a predicted model, not a curated record. Bases 82 to 1170 code for a protein of 362 amino acids. Lineage: Eukaryota; Fungi; Basidiomycota; Agaricomycetes; Boletales; Serpulaceae.